GAACAGUUUUAUGAUACAGAGUGAAACAGAAGCUCAAUCAAUCCAGUUUACAAAUGCAAAAAAACUGAGUUCUGUUAGAAAAGUAAAAUGACCACAGUGCCUCCACCCUCUCCUCCUCCGCGCUCCGCCUCCGAUUCCGGCAACACCUCUCCCACCGGCAAGGUGGAAGCUGCUACAAACAACGGGAAUUGUAACGUCGACGAUAAGAAACCUAAUUUUACCGAUGGGCUUGAUCACUUGGACAGUCCACAGUGCAUUGAGAGAUUCAGAAAAUAUGACAAUGAUUACGCUCAUCGAUUGUUGGCAAAAUAUUUCUCUAACAAAAACCUUUAUGGAGGAAACGUAUUUGAUGUGCAACUAAGAGUAAAUGAUGAAAUCAUAAAGUCGAGCGGCUUGACUUGUUACAGGUCAUAUGCAGAUCCUGUAGUAGGUUUUGAAGAUCAUUCCAGCAAUGGAUCAACACCACCAGCAGAUUCCCAAGCUAGCAUCCCCAAUGGGAAGCAUGUGGUGAAGAAGACCUGAAUUAAUAUGCCUUGACAAACAUCAAUGCAUCUCAUCAUAGAAAUCUUAAUGCAAUUCAAUGCAUUUUUACUAGAAGGAAUUGGGGAACUUGUGACUGAAAUUCAUGGCCUCAAUCAUCAAUUUCCUUGCCUGACAGAUUUUCCGAUCAUGAUGUGUUAUGGGUUCAUCAUUUCUAUGAUGUUUCAGCGUACCAACCGCUAAGUGAAUAAUUGUCACCAUUUAAGUCUCCAUUUCAUGAGCAUUUUCUAGUUUGCCUAAACUAGUUCGUAGCCUCGUACAUUAAAAGUCCAUAAUAUAAUAAUAUAACUGGUACUUUGCUCUA
Molecule: messenger RNA, 844 nt
Organism: Vigna angularis (adzuki bean)
Lineage: Eukaryota; Viridiplantae; Streptophyta; Magnoliopsida; Fabales; Fabaceae
Exons: 5
Coding region: 88-522 (144 amino acids)
Source: RefSeq, a predicted model, not a curated record